AUGGGCUGUCUUUCCGAGUUGAGAUGGAUCGAUUUGUAUUACCUUAAUCUUAGCAAUGACGAAGCCUGCCGUGAUCGACAUUUGGAGGGAACCAAUUUGUUGCAUCUAGAAAACGCGGCCGUGGUGAAUCUUUAUGGGUUUCAAUUCACAGAUGAUGUGUUCAAGAGCCUAAUCGAGAGGGCAAGGAAAUUGAAGGUUCUCACUGUUGUGCAUAAUAAGUCGAUCCAUGGGACACCAACCUUUCCCCAGGACUCAAUUUUAGAGAAGUUGACUAUUCAGUACAAUUUUCUUUUCUCGGAAAUUGACUGCUCUAUAGGGAAAUUGAGGUGGCUGACUGACUUGAGUGUUGAAAACUGCCACAAACUUAGAAAAUUGCCUGAACAAAUUGGAGAGCUACGGAGUCUGCGGCACCUCUCUCUUAAGGCUUGCUGUGGCUUGAUUGAACUCCCCGACUUAGUUUCGAAAUUAGAGUCGUUAACGAAGCUGGAUGUAUCAGGCACGAGAAUUACAAGAUUACCAGAUUCCAUUGGUAGACUACCAAGCCUAUCAUAUGUAUAUGUAUCAUUCACACCAAUUGAAAAAUUGCCCAGUACAAUGAGUGAGUUUCGUCAACUCCAAACACUGGACUUGGCUGGUUGUCAUGGGAUACAAGAGCUGCCAAUGCUCCCCAAAAGUUUGACCGCUUUAUUGCUGAUAUCUACUUCGUUGCUGACUGUCCCUAACCUCUCGUAUCUUACUAAUCUAGUUGAAUUGAACCUAUCCGAUCGCUCUUAUUUGAUGGCCGGAUCAGAUAUAAUUCAAACUUGCGAUUUACGGUGGAUCGGGAAGUUAUCCAAGCUGAGCAAGCUGCGGUUUUGCUUUCCAAAUGUCCGUGCAUCAACUAUUGAGUUGGGUUCCCUUUCUUGGCUAAAAGAGCUUACUCUAUUUGGACUGGACUUGCCAACUUUCAAACAACUUCCGUCAAACUUGAUAGUUUUAGAGCUCUACGACACUAGAGGAAAACAAGUACACCUCGAUGGGCUUCCUCCAUGGGAAAAGGAGACUACAUUCGUUUCAUCAAGUUCGACAAGAGAAAACAAGGCGUACGAGCAACAUCAUGUUCACUUACUCAGUGUCUUAGGAUCGUCGGAGAGAUCACGUAUUCAAGACUGCAAAUCUUCCAAGAUGUUGGCUUGUCUGCCGGAAGAGCUGGGGUGCAAUGAACUACAAGCUCCCGAGUUGAUUGAUCAUUGGAGGGGAGCCUUCCAUUUCCCAAGCUCCCUAAAGAUGCUUAAAGAAUUCGUUCUGUCAAGGUUCCCAGAGUUACAGGAUAUUCAAUUUGUUUCUACGUUCGAAUCAUUGGAAAUCAAUAGAAAGGAUUUUUGA
Messenger RNA from Syzygium oleosum, 1365 nucleotides. Its product is annotated as disease resistance protein RUN1-like. The transcript is spliced from 3 exons. Lineage: Eukaryota; Viridiplantae; Streptophyta; Magnoliopsida; Myrtales; Myrtaceae. The record is from RefSeq and is a predicted model, not a curated record. The coding region runs from base 1 to 1365 and encodes 454 amino acids. Gene Ontology annotation, molecular function: protein binding.